UCCAUAAUUUUUUUAGAGUAAUACACACUAGAGAGUUCUCCCAUUUCCUAUGUCUUUGUUCUUGUUCUUUGCUUGCAAGUGAGUUGAGAGAAAGGCUGCCUAGCGCUCUAACGGAAUUGAGAGCUAGGGCCGCACGAUCGAGAGUAAGGUUGUGACAAGUGGUAUCAGAGCCCGUUCGGCUUUGUGCUAGCAAAGUAGAAGCAAUAGCCAGACGAAAAGGAAGAGCCUCACCAAAAAUGUCGGGAUCAGAAGUCAAUGACGACAAUGAGAAGCAGCGUGGCAGAGAGCCUACCCCAGGCGGGAGGUCAAAAGGCACGUCGAGCACUCGUGAUCCUCUCAAGUCUUUAGAGAGGCGAGUCUCGAGGAUGGAGGUGAAGCUUUCCGAAGAUGUCACCGCCAUCGAGGAUUUGGGAGCUAACUUCGCCCAAGUCCAAGGUGAUGUUCAAGGUAUGAAUGCUCGUUUGUCGAGCUUGGAGAUUGGUCAUGAUGGCAUACGGGAAGAGCUUGUGGCCCUCAUCACCAACACCAUCAACGCAUCCUUGAACAACGCCAUUGAAGUUGUGAAAGAGCAUGUCCAGGCUGAGCUGGUCGGCGUGACGGAGGAGAUUGCAGAUCUUAAGAGUGAGGUCACUCUCGUGAAGAGAUCCAUGGCUAGCGGACCAGCCCCGGUGCAAUCCGUCCCACGUGUUGAUGUUCCAAGACCGAAGAGCUUCGGAGGUUCAAGGAACGCGAGGGAGUUAGAGAACUUCCUUUGGAGUCUUGAGAAGUACUUCAAGGCAUAUGGAAUCCAAGAGGAUGAGGUAAAACUUCGAACCGCUCCACUAUACUUGGUUGAUGUUGCAAUGGUGUGGUGGAGGCGACGUGAAGCGGACGUCGAAAGAGGUACUUGUGUGAUGGUAAGGUGGGAAGAUUUCAAGAGAGAAAUCAAGAAGCAGUUCUACCCAGAGAACGUGGAGUUUGAAGCCCGUUCGAAGUUGAGAAGACUCACCCAGAGGGGUGUAGUUCGAGAAUAUGUGAAAGAAUUCUCGGAGCUGCUUCUAGAGAUCCCGGACAUCACGGACAAGGAGGCCAUGCACGACUUUCUUGAUGGGCUGCAACUAGGGCUGUUAAUCGGUCUCCGGUUUUUCGGUUAACCCGUCAACCGAACCGAAACCGUCGGUUUGAUGGCCAACCGAAAACCGAGAAUGGGUUGCGGUUUGCGGUUGCCUGUUUCCGGCUUGGUUCAGAAUGUAGCGGUUAGGGGUUAAAAACCGCAACCAAACAUACUAACCGCCAAAACCGACCCAAUCAGUCAAUUCGGUGUCGUUUCUCUUUGGGCGACCUCUUCUCUUCUCGGCCACCCAGUGCUCCGCCUCCCCUGACCUAAUUCUAAAUCCCAAAUCAAAGACGAAGGAGGCGAGGCGAUAUCAGAAAGAAUCUCAGACGCCGCUCCUCCGCCUCCCCAUUUCUGAACGGCUGAACCCUAGCCUCGCCGUCAAGCUCGUCGCAGCGCCAUCCUCCCGCUCCCGGCCUUCUUCACGUCGCCAUCCUUCCGCUGACCAACGCUGCUCCGCCUUCUUCCCCCAUCUAAUCUGGCGGCGGUGGAGAUGAGAGUGGAGCAAAGGGGCUUUGCCAGCAGGACAAUCAAAUCCUCUCCGGCGUCGAGAUCAAUUAGCCGAGCACCAUGCAUGUCCUCCGCCGAUGGACCCCUACCGAAAUUGUCGCCUCUGCCGAUAAGAAAGCGAUGAUGUCAAGAUCCGGCCACUUUUGGUUUUGCUCCAAGGCAAAGAAGAGAAGGUAGACCAGCGAAGAUAGAUGGAAGGAUUCAGAGCGGAGGAAGAAGUCGACGGGAAUUGAUGAUUUUCUUGGAAUUUUGGUGAGGGUAGAGGGUGGCAGAGAGAGCUUGCGAUAGAAAUGGAGAGGUUAAAGAGAGGGGUUUUCUUUUGGAGAGAGGAUAGGGUAACAGAGAAUGAGAUGGGGAGAAGGAUCGAGAAUGCUAGAGGGUUGGAAUUAAUGUUUUAUAUUUUU
Messenger RNA from Linum trigynum, 2007 nucleotides. NCBI's taxonomy places the organism in Eukaryota, Viridiplantae, Streptophyta, Magnoliopsida, Malpighiales, Linaceae. The record is from the annotation of a GenBank genome assembly.